AUGGGGAUGGCACAGAAGAGCCAGACACUGGGCUGGGUGACUUCCAUCUUGCUGCUACAGAUGGCCAUUGCAGAACGCCCAAGGUGGACCCUGAAUGGCAAGCCCCGGGUAUUCCUGGACCUGAGUGCUUAUGAGAUCAAGAUUGUGAAGGAUUUCCUGAUGGACAAAAAGGAGCUGCAGCUGCAGUCAUCUGAGACCCCAACUUUGGGCAAGAACUCAGUAUACCUCAUAGAGAUGCUGCUGCCCGAUAAGGAGGACGUGCUGGAGUUUCUGGACAAAGGAAAGAGGUUUCCUGUGCGGGAAGCCCGUGUCGUUAUCUUCUUCGGUGCUCAGGAGCACCCUAAAGUCACUGAGUUUGCUGUUGGGCCCCUGCCAACCCCGAUCUAUAUGCGAGAAAUUUCUCCUGGGCCUGGGCACAAUCCAUCAUGGGCAUCUAGACCCAUUUCCAAAGCAGAGUACAGGCUCAUCCACAGUAUCCUGAUAGAGGCCAUGAAGCCUCUGCAUCAGUUCCUCCUUGACACCACUGACUACUCACUAGAAGACAAUGUUAAGGAUGCUCUGACCUUCACGUUUAUGGCCCCCCAUGGCACGAAGUCUGACCAGCGCCGAAGCUGGUUCAUGUUGCAGCGCUUUAUGGCAAGCCACUCCCUGCAGCCCAUAGGCCUGGAGAUCCUUCUGGAUCAUGGGAGUACAGAUGUCCAGCACUGGAAAGUGGAGCAGCUCUGGUAUAACGGCAAGGCCUACGACAGCCCAGAGGACCUGGCUCAGAAAUAUGCACGUGGAGAAGUGAGUAUAACGGUCCUCAUGGAGUCAGUUGCCGAGGACACAGAGCAGCCCCCAGUCUUCUCUUUCUCCAGUGACGCAGAGGAACUCCCCACUAGCAUCAGCAUGGCUAGACCCAGAGUGUCUGUGUCCCACGUUCCUGCCUAUACCAUAGAAGACAACAUGGUGUUCUACAGAGAUUGGAUUUUCUCCUUCCGGCUAAGACCCUCCUCUGGCCUGCAGCUCCUGAACGUGCACUUCCAGGGUGUGCGUAUUGCAUACGAAGUCAGUGUACAAGAGGCUGUGGCACACUUCGGAGGACAUAUAUCUGCAGGCACUCAGACCAAGUACAUGGAUGUGGGCUGGGGCCCUGAUUGUGCUACUCACCAAUUAGUCCCUGGCACUGAUUGUCCAGACACAGCCACCUUCCUGGAAGUCAUUCAUCACUAUGACACUGACAAGCCAGUCUCCUAUCCACAAGCUCUCUGUCUCUUUGAGAUGCCAGCUGGGCACCACUUUAACUCCAACUUUAGAGAAGACUUCAACUCCAGUGCGGGGACAAAUGGACGCAAGCUAGUGUUACGGACAAUCUCAACAGUCCACCACUAUGAUUAUAUUUGGGACUUCAUGUUCUACCCUAAUGGGGUAAUGAAGGCAAAGAUGCAUGCCACUGGCUUGAUCCAUGCCACCUUCUACCAGCCCAAGGAGAUGCGCUACGUCUCUCAAUCACAGACCCACCUAUUCAGCAACAUUCACACCCACCUAGUACACUAUCGUAUUGACCUGGAUGUAGCAGGCACCAAGAACAGCUUCCAGACACUGCAGAUCAUUUGGGAAAACAUCAACAACUCUAAGAAGCAGAGACAUCCUGUACUUGGAAAUACCCUAAAGAAAACAUAUUACUCCCAGGAGCACCAAGCAGCCUUCCACUUUGGAAAGCCACUUCCCAAUUACCUAAUCUUUAGCAAUCUCCAUACAAGCCAUUUGGGCCCCAGGAGCAGGUACCACCUGCAGAUCCACUCCAAAAUCCAUCAGGUGCAACUGCCAGGCUACCAGAAGAAGCGAGGUGUCUCUUGGACCAGGUACCCCUUGGCUGUGACUGAGUACCAGGAUGAUGAGAAGUGCAGCAGCAGCAUCUACACCCAAAAUAAUCCUUGGAAUCCCCCUGUGGUCUUCGAGGAUUUUAUUCAGAAUGAUACAAACAUUGAAGAUAAGGAUUUGGUGGCCUGGGUCACAGUGGGCUUCCGCAACAUCCCCCGUUCUGAGGAUAGUGCCAACAUGACCACACCUAAGAGCUCUGCAGGCUUUGUGCUCCAGCCCAUCAACCUCCCUGGCUUCUAGAGACACCCAGGUCUGACAACCACAAUGACAUCGGGCACUGCAUCCCUGGAGACAGAGCAUGCCUGACAUCCCCUCCUUUCAACCUCCAACCCUUUGCGAAGAACCCUGCCCCUGCUCCUGCUUAACAGCCCCAGAUCAGCACAAGGGUAGACAAUAAAACCUUCUGCUUCU
Rattus norvegicus (Norway rat) is the source of this 2274-nucleotide messenger RNA. It is a transcript of the gene Doxl1, whose product is annotated as diamine oxidase-like protein 1. NCBI's taxonomy places the organism in Eukaryota, Metazoa, Chordata, Mammalia, Rodentia, Muridae. Gene Ontology annotation, molecular function: copper ion binding; quinone binding; primary methylamine oxidase activity. The coding region runs from base 1 to 2103 and encodes 700 amino acids. The transcript has 4 exons. The record is from RefSeq and is marked provisional. Gene Ontology annotation, biological process: amine metabolic process.